Messenger RNA from Cavenderia fasciculata, 5568 nucleotides. RefSeq lists its product as uncharacterized. Gene Ontology annotation, biological process: protein ubiquitination; ubiquitin-dependent protein catabolic process via the N-end rule pathway. Lineage: Eukaryota; Evosea; Eumycetozoa; Acytosteliales; Cavenderiaceae. The record is from RefSeq and is a predicted model, not a curated record. Gene Ontology annotation, molecular function: ubiquitin protein ligase activity; zinc ion binding. The transcript has 7 exons. The coding region runs from base 1 to 5568 and encodes 1855 amino acids. Gene Ontology annotation, cellular component: ubiquitin ligase complex; cytoplasm.
AUGGGUAAUUUUAAGAGUAAGAAUUCUCAUCAGAGAGGAGGAUCGUAUGGAGGUGACCAUGUUCUUCAACAAAACAACAACAACAACAAUGGUGUUAUGAAUGGUGGAAGUGGUCAUCUCCUACAACUCAAUGAUAUGAUGAUGUUGGAGAAUCAGUUAACGUCACACGUCGGUGUAGUCGAUUCGUCCGAUGUUGCAAACGAACUAGCCGACUUGAGCAAUUCGCAUGGCUCCACCACCAACACCACUCACAAUAACGCUCAACAGUUGUCUGGAUCGUACGGUAAACUCUACCAACAACAUAUCGUACAUCCAGGCAUCACACCGGGAACAGCAAGUAAUGGUAAUGGUAACGGAAACGGAAAUACAUCUGGUAGUAGUAAUGGAGGUGGAAGUAACAAUGGUUCAAAGAUAUUUGGUAAUCAACAACAACAACAACAAACUACGCAACAACAACAAAUACCCUCACUUCAUACAUUCAAUUAUACAUAUAAUCCCGAUGACAAGAGUGGAGUCAAUUCACAAUUACUUAAACUAAUGAUGAAAAAGACUGGUGCCGAGUUGGUCUACCAUCUACUCGAUGGCGGACCAUUACUAUUGAUUGACUUUUUACAAUAUCUUCGUGAUCAGUUGGGUCACAAUUCGAUCGAUAUUCACACCUUUAUCGACAAGAUCAAUCAUGUCUUUUAUCUGUCUGACAACUUUGCCAUCACCAAACUCUAUCUUGCAUCCAUCUCUAAACGACGUGCAUGUCAAUGUGUUUGGGGUCCAAACUCUAUGUUUUAUAGAUGUAAAACAUGUGCACUAUCUCCAAAUAGUUCAAUUUGUUAUGAAUGUUUUAGAAAUGGUCCACAUGAAAAGGAGAAGCAUGAUUUCUCGACGAGUUUUGCAAGUUAUGGAGGUUCUUGUGAUUGUGGAUCGGGUGAUAGUUGGAAAGAAGAGGGUUUUUGUUCAAAUCAUUCACAUACUGGGCCUGACGAGGACCCAACGAAAAAUAUGAAGCCAGAGUUGUUGUUAUCUACUCAUCUGGUCAUUCGAAGCGUACUAUUGUUAUUGUUGGAAAUGAAUCAAUUACAUCUCCCCAAAAUACCAUCCCUCACCAUUAAAGAAAUAUUAAAUAUCAAAGAUCAAACAUCUUUUGAUAACCUUGAAACUACUUCAACAACUUCAACUACUUCAACUACAUCAACGACAAAUAAUAGUAGUAAAUCAUCAUCAUCAUCAUCAUCAUCAACAUCACCAACUUCACAACAUGCGACAAGCAGUUGGGCAUUAUUUAACGAUACGAUUACAGAAUCAUAUUCAUUGGAUUUAUUGGAUUGGUUGGAUCAAAUCUCAAAGAUUGGUCGAUCCAUUUCACAUGUUUUGGCAGAAGAGUUGUGUUAUCAGACGUUGAACCCUGCAAACUUGUCACUGGAUAAUAUCCGACCACUCAAGUUUACCACCAACAAGGAUAUAACAAAAUGGCCGUUGCCAGCAGCUUUUAUGCCACCUCUUCCACACUUGGUGUUGAUCGACAGGGCAGAGAUUAGAACUAAACUAGUGUUCCUCCUCUUGUACAUUCUCUGCGAACAUUCAUUUAAAUUUGGCUUUUUCCAAAGCUAUAUUCGUAUCUAUCCACGUUUGGUAAAGAUGACGUCGAUUGAAACAUUGUACAGAUUUUCACCACAGGUGUUUUCAGCAUCACCCAUUGUCAACCUCUUUACACGAAACUAUAGUCCAAGUCUUUUGGACAUGCUCUUUGACACAACUAUUGCCACAUUGGGUGAAGCAUCACUCAACAAGCACCAGAUUGCUGUCAUCUCCGAUAUCAAAACAAUCGUUCAACACCCCAACGUUGCACAUGUCAUCCUUUUUGAACGUCGUGCACAACUUUUGGCAAAAUGGUGUCAUAUACUUCGUAUCAUCCAAGGAAUGGAUUCCAUGAAACGUAUCAAAACUCAACAUUUAGAAUAUGAUCAAGAUGAUUGGUUAUAUGCUUUUCAACUUGACUCUGAAAUUCGUGAUAUUUCAAAAGAUAUGAUUUCAACAAUUACAGAUAAAGUUUCAUUGGAAGAAGUAAAAAGUUUAAUUUUAUUUAUUUCAAGACAAUUGGUUGGAGUUGAAGGACCCUAUACAUCUGAAUAUUUUGGUGUUAGUGUAUCAGAAUCCAACUUGUUUGAUGGUAGCAAACCAGUUAGUUUAAUAUUACCAUUGAAUAGGUUCUAUGGAUUAUUGUUACAGAAAGCAAUGUCACUCUAUCCAAACGAAACAACUCUCAAACAAUUAGUACCCGAUUCUAUUAAUCCCUUCAAAAUCAUAAUGCCAUUCCUCUUGGUUCAAUGUUUUAUUCAUCAAGUAAAUAAUUCCUAUUGGGUUAGAAAUUCUGAUGCAACAGUCAGAAGAAAAUCUUAUCUUUAUUUAUUAUUCUUUUUAGAAAUUGAUUUAUCAAUUAUUCAAUUAUUAUUAUCAUUGGUAAAUGUAAAUGAAUUUUUAAUAUUUUGUUCAAAAGAAUUUGGAGCCUAUUUACCAGUUGUAUUAAGAAAUAAUAGUGAUGAAAACAAUCAUAGAUUCCAUCAUUAUUUGAAAUUUGCAAUUCAAUUAUAUCAAGAACGUUAUGCAAUCAAUGACAAUGCAGAAUAUGUAAAGAAUUCUCUCAUUCAUUUACUUUGUACAAAUUCAAAAACUCAUAGCAAAAUUGAAUCAGUAAGGACACAUUUAGAUAAAACAUCAUUAUAUGAAACAAUGCUAACAGAGAUUGCAGAUGAACAACCAGCAUCUGGUGAACAUCCAGCAACCUACAAGAUGAAGGCAAAGUUUUGGAAACUUUUCAAUCCAUACUAUCCAUUGUUUACACCAUUGGUCGCUGAAGAUUCGAUAACCAGUUAUUUAGAGUAUAAAAAGAGCAACAAGAUGACCAACGUGGAAUCACUUCCUCCUCCACCACCUCUUAUCAAAUUGGAAAAGCAAUACUCGGCAGUACACGAAAUCAUCCACUCCGAUUAUCUAUUCUACACCAUCCUAUCACUCUUGUCUCAGUUUGUAGAGUCUCCUGACCCCGAUGUCACCGAAGUCAUGUACUCUGUCAAUGAAUGUUUAUAUUUAAUCGAUCUAUCAAUUCAACAUUGUAAACCUUUACCCAUAGCAAAUCAACAAGAAGAACAAGUAAAUCUGGAUGUAGAUAAUAAUAAUAAUAAUCUUGUUGUUGGAAAAUUAGAUUGGGAUUUAUUAAUGAAACCAAGACAAACAGUUGGAAGUUAUAAUCACUCUAUAUUAUGUAUACUUCAAAAAUAUACAUUAUUUAGAGGUAAACAACCAUCAACUACAUCGAUAUUACAAAUAUUGAUAGAUUUGUUGACAAAGUCACACACCAACAAUAUCUAUUUGGACAAGAGAGAAUUGUUGGAAAAGGCAGUUGACGGACUCUGUUUGUAUAGUCCAGAUAUUGAAAAGGAGGUUCUCUUCCUCUACCCAACCUACAAAAAGUCGAUCAAUGACGACGAGGCCGAUCAAAAGUCCAAGGACAAGUUAAAGAGUGCCAAACAACGUCAGGCAGAGAUUAUGGCCAAGUUUAUGCAACAGCAAAACAAGUUCCUUCAACAAACCACCGAGGAUACCACCGACGACCAAGAUGAAUACAUGCAGACUGACAAGGACGGAUCGACCAUUGGUGUAAAAUGUGAAAGCGAGGCAUCUUGUGUCUUGUGUCUCAAAGGUCACUAUUCGAGAAGAGAUCCUCUCUCGAUGAUUGCUUUGUACCAAUGUUCUACACUCAUUUCGUUUAGCAAGAUACCCGUCUUGGCCAACCUCAACCCCAAUCUCAAGAAACAUCUCAAGACCUAUCUCAAAUACAUAUCGUUCCCACCACAAAAAGCUACUAUCGAUUCUCUAAACUACACAUCAUCCUUUCACUUUAGAGUAUGUGGUCAUUACAUACACAGUGAAUGUUUCCAUCAAUAUUCAAAUGCACUGCUUCAAAAAGCUGCACAAAAUGAUAAUUUUGAAGGUGACCAUAUCAUUCGUCCACUCAAUGGAGAAUUUCUAUGUCCAAUGUGUAGAAGAAUUUCAAAUAUUGUUAUUCCAGUCGAUCACAACUCAUUGAUGACUAAUAGUACUGGUGUCAAUAGUAGUAUUGGAAGUGGAUCAGAAACUCCAAAUAAUAUUGAUCAUUUGACACCAUCUACGAAUCAUGAAACCAACAACAAUAGUAUUAAUAGUAGUCCAUUAACUUUACAAUCAUCAAAUGUUUCAUCUUCAUUGGCAAUCAAUUCUUUAUCUACCUCUACGACGACGAAUAAUAAUAAUAAUAAUGUUAAUUAUAGUUCAACACCUACAACUGCAUCACCAAUGAUUUCAGAUGAUGCAAAGAAUCAAUUAAAAUCAUGGUUCCACUUUAUAUCACAGAAAUCAAAAUCAUCUACCAACAACACAUCAACAUCAUCAUCAAAACGUAGAGAUAAUUUAGAAUUUUUCAACUCUCUCAACAAGAUUGCAUUCAAGGGAGGUAAUGUAGAUAGUAUUUCACCCUACUUUUUGUGUCAAUUGGUUGCAAGAAACAUAGAGUUUUUAGAGAUUGCCACAAGAGAAAUUCAACAACCUCACCAGCCACCAGCAAACAAUGCCCCCAUGUUUUGCAUUGGUAAUGAUAUCUUUCAGAGAGAUAUCUUGACCAUCAAGCUAUUGUACAAAAACAUCAAAGACUAUAUCCAACACCACAAUGAAUCCAAGCAUAGAGAUAUGGUGAUUGACCUCUUUAAGGGUAAAUCAGAACCAAUUCUAUCAAUCGAUCCAUUCUGUGCAUUCAUUUUAUUUAUCCUCAUUCUAGAUGAUCCAAAUUCAAUCGAUAUCGAAUUUGUCACCAAAAUUUCAAUUGAUCUAUUUAUUACUCAAUUUAUUAUUACUAAAAUUUAUUCAAUUGAAAAAGAAAAAAAGAAAAAAAUAUCAUUAGUUCAAAUGGUAAUUGAAUUCUUGACAAAAGGUAUUGAUGAACAAAUAUUAGAGGAAUUGGAAAAAGAUAUUGCACCAUUUUUAAGAAGUAUAUGUUUGGCGUAUCACUGUUUCUUUGGAGCAUCAUCAGGAUUGACCAAUAUGCAACAAGAUGUAACACGUGAAGACUUGUUGAUAAAGUUAAAGUUAUUCAAGUGGUUGGACAUUGAGUCUAUCGAGAGUCUUGUAUCUCGUCAGGCUAGAACCAAUUAUCUCAACGUGCCAUGCUCCACGUGCAAAUCAGUACCAAGCAAGAGUGCCAUUUGUCUGCUCUGCGGUCACUUGAUCUGUGUCGACGGCAACUGCUGCGUGGUCAAUGGUAUGCGUGAGAGUGCCAAGCAUACACGUGUCUGUGGCAUCUAUCGUAUUGGCGUGUUCCUCGGCACUAAAAACCCAUCGGUUGUUCUCAUCCGUGACCAUCGUAUGAGUGUCAUGUCCAACGCCUACUUAGAUCAAUAUGGCGAACCAGACUCGACCCUUGAUCGUGGUAAACCUCUUCUUCGAAGUGACCACAAUCUCCAAGACCUUUGGUCAUCUUGGAUCUCUCAUUCUAUCGAUGAAAAAUAUAACUCAAAUUGUGAUCUUAGAGGAAGAGAAUAUUAA